Molecule: messenger RNA, 2593 nt
Organism: Pongo pygmaeus (Bornean orangutan)
Lineage: Eukaryota; Metazoa; Chordata; Mammalia; Primates; Hominidae
Gene: SLC43A1
Product: solute carrier family 43 member 1
Exons: 14
Coding region: 419-2002 (527 amino acids)
Biological process (GO): transmembrane transport; neutral amino acid transport
Molecular function (GO): neutral L-amino acid transmembrane transporter activity; L-amino acid transmembrane transporter activity
Source: RefSeq, a predicted model, not a curated record
CCAGAGGGAGAGUGUCCGGGACCAGCGGGCAAGUCACGUGCGCGUGAAACUCGACCUAAGGGGAGGGGAAGGGAAGGGAGCCCCCGCCCCCACCUCGGGGCGCAGCUCCGGACGCGUGUAAAUACAACUAUCAACUCCGCAGAUCCACUUCAUCCAAGCCCAGCUUCGCAGACCUCUGGCGCCCGGCGGGUUCCCAGUUCCCCCGCUUCUUCCGAGGAGACAGCGGAGGCGAGGCCACCGGGCUGUCAGGCUGAAGCUCCGUGGCCGCCGGGUCCUGCACGCAGAGAAGACCCCAGCGCGGGCGCGGCUCAGGGCUGGGCCCGCGGGACUCCGGACGCGCCGCGAAAGCGUUGCGCUCCCGGAGGCGUCCGCUGCUGCUGGCUGCUCAUUUGCCGGUGACCGGAGGCUCGCGGCCAGCAUGGCCCCCACGCUGCAACAGGCGUACCGGAGGCGCUGGUGGAUGGCCUGCACGGCUGUGCUGGAGAACCUCUUCUUCUCUGCUGUACUCCUGGGCUGGGGCUCCCUGCUGAUCAUGCUGAAGAACGAGGGCUUCUAUUCCAGCAUGUGCCCAGCUGAGAACAGCACCAACACCACCCAGGAUGAGCAGCGCAGGUGGCCGGGCUGUGACCGGCAGGACGAGAUGCUCAACCUGGGCUUCACCAUUGGUUCCUUCGUGCUCAGUGCCACCACCCUGCCACUGGGGAUCCUCAUGGACCGCUUUGGCCCCCGACCCGUGCGGCUGGUUGGCAGUGCUUGCUUCGCUGCGUCCUGCACCCUCAUGGCCCUGGCCUCCCGGGACGUGGAAGUUCUGUCUCCGUUGAUAUUCCUGGCGCUGUCCCUGAAUGGCUUUGGUGGCAUCUGCCUAACGUUCACUUCACUUACGCUACCCAACAUGUUUGGGAACCUGCGCUCCACGUUAAUGGCCCUCAUGAUUGGCUCUUAUGCCUCUUCUGCCAUCACGUUCCCAGGAAUCAAGCUGAUCUACGAUGCCGGUGUGGCCUUCGUGGUCAUCAUGUUCACCUGGUCUGGCCUGGCCUGCCUUAUCUUUCUGAACUGCGCCCUCAACUGGCCCAUCGAAGCCUUCCCUGCCCCUGAGGAAGUCAAUUACACGAAGAAGAUCAAGCUGAGUGGGCUGGCCCUGGACCACAAGGUGACAGGUGACCGCUUCUACACCCAUGUGACCACCGUGGGCCAGAGGCUCAGCCAGAAGGCCCCCAGCCUGGAGGACAGUUCGGAUGCCUUCAUGUCAUCCCAGGAUGUUCGGGGCACCUCAGAAAACCUUCCUGAGAGGUCUGUCCCCUUCCGCAAGAGCCUCUGCUCCCCCAUUUUCCUGUGGAGCCUCCUCACCAUGGGCAUGACCCAGCUGCGGAUCAUCUUCUACAUGGCUGCCAUGAACAAGAUGCUGGAGUACCUUGUGACUGGUGGCCAGGAGCAUGAGACGAAUGAACAGCAACAAAAGGUGGCAGAGACAGUUGGGUUCUACUCCUCCGUCUUCGGGGCCAUGCAGCUGUUGUGCCUUGUCACCUGCCCCCUCAUUGGCUACAUCAUGGACUGGCGGAUCAAGGACUGCGUGGACGCCCCAACUCAGGGCACUGUCCUCGGAGAUGCCAGGGGUGGGGUUGCUACCAGAUCCAUCAGACCACGCUACUGCAAGAUCCAAAAGCUCACCAAUGCCAUCAACGCCUUCACCCUGACCAACCUGCUGCUUGUGGGUUUUGGCAUCACCUGUCUCAUCAACAACUUACACCUCCAGGUUCCCAUCCAACCACUUUGGGACACUGACAGGCCUGCAGUCCCUCAUCAGUGCUGUGUUCGCCUUGCUUCAGCAGCCACUUUUCAUGGCGAUGGUGGGACCCCUGAAAGGAGAGCCCUUCUGGGUGAAUCUGGGCCUCCUGCUAUUCUCACUCCUGGGAUUCUUGUUGCCUUCCUACCUCUUCUAUUACCGUGCCCGGCUCCAGAAGGAGUACACCGCCAACGGGAUGGGCCCACUGAAGGUGCUUAGCGGCUCUGAGGUGACCGCAUAGACUUCUGAGACCAAGGGACCUGGAUGACAGGCAAUCAAGGCCUGAGCAACCAAAAGGAGUACCCCAUAUGGCUUUUCUACCUGUAACACGCACAUACAGCCAUGGCCGUGGAUUUAUAAAUACCAAGAGAAGUUCUAUUUUUGUAAAGACUGCAAAAAGGAAAAAAAAAAAAACCUUCAAAAACGCCCCCUAAAGCAACGCUCCAUUGACUGAAGAUAGUCCCUAUCCUAGAGGGGUUGAGCCUUCUUCCUCCUUGGGUUGGAGGAGACCAGGGUGUGGAGCUGCCUCUUAUCUCCUUCUAGGGGUCUGCCUCCUGGUACCUCUUGGGAUCGGCAAACAGGCUACCCCUAAGGUCCCAUGUGCCAUGAGUGUGCACACAUGCAUGUGUCUGUGUAUGUGUGAGCGUGAGAGAGACACAGCCCUCCUUUCAAAAGGAAAGGGGCCUGAGGUGCCAGCUGUGUCUUGGGUUGUGGGUUGGGGGUCGGCCCCUUCCAGGGGCAGGAGGGCAGGUUCCCUCUCUGGUGCUGCUUCUUGCAAGUCUUAGAGGAAAUAAAAAGGGAAGUGAGAGA